AUGUCGGCCGGAAUUAUUCUCGCGCCUGUGGGAGGGCUGGCACGCGCGGCACAUGCAAGGUACGUGCUACCUUCUGUCCCUCAAUCUUGGUCUGGUUCCAUUGGGCACGCUUUCAUCCAGGACAGCCAAAGGGGGGAGUGGGAUGCCUCUAGGGCUACUCCGUACAGAGUCAAGGGUCCUGCGUCUAGUGGAUCUGCUGGGGUUGGUGUCAUCGACCUUCCCCUUUCAAGCACCACAUCCGACACCAACUGGGACGCGUCUCCGAUGGAAAAGCCUCGAUCAAAAAUGGUCGCUGCAACCUCACUGUUGUUCGCCGAACAUGUUAUAAAUCACCACAGCCUCACACCUUUUCAAAGAGCAUCCUCGGCUUCUUUCCAGCCUUCUAACCAUCUACUUUCAUACAAUGAAGCCGAGUCAGUUAUUCCCCGCCCGCGGGCACCGACGGGGUUUAAUGAAGAACGUCUUACCGCGGGAGAUGUCGCACGCGCUGUCAAAAGUCAAAACAUUGUCCUCUUCACACGUGUACGGCGCCCGCCGGAUGCAAGUGAUCGGCGGAGGAGGAACUGCCACGACUCAAGGAACUUCAUGAAAGGGACCUUUUUUCUGCCUCUUGGUCCGGCCCCCUGCCGGGCCCGAAUCUGUCAAAACAUUUCGGCCGGACUUUCCGAGGCCCGGACCAAGCUACCGGUUACUUGCAAUCCCGACCGGACGAUGCGGAAUGCCGUCGUCCGCUUUCACAUAUUCCAAUGCGAAGAAGGAUUCAUGAUGGAAGUGGUGAAACAUAGAGAGAAAGUAUCCGCGCUCGAAGAGCAAAUGUCAUUCCAAGUGAAGUUCGAAAUGCAGAACAGUAAAUCAUGCCGGGUCAAGAAUUGUCACGAUUUCGGCUACGCAUCAGUAGUCAUGUCGAGAGUAGAACUAUCUGAGGCCAACAUCACACAGAAGAAGAAGUUCACGAGAUUCUACAUCAUAAUGCAUACACGCCGAUUGGAGUACCAAUGUCUUGUGAUCAGUGGCAGUGGACGCAGUCUUGAUCUUUAUUACUCGAAGCCCUUCAUCAUCUAUGAGCGUGGCUGUUAUCAUCUCACGCACGUGAUGAAGUUCCUUGACGGGCGCAGAACGAGUUGUAUUGCUACUUCGACACAAUUACCUUGA
This is a messenger RNA of Colletotrichum lupini, 1152 nucleotides long. RefSeq lists its product as uncharacterized. NCBI's taxonomy places the organism in Eukaryota, Fungi, Ascomycota, Sordariomycetes, Glomerellales, Glomerellaceae. The transcript is spliced from 8 exons. Bases 1 to 1152 code for a protein of 383 amino acids. The record is from RefSeq and is a predicted model, not a curated record.